Molecule: messenger RNA, 3793 nt
Organism: Staurois parvus
Lineage: Eukaryota; Metazoa; Chordata; Amphibia; Anura; Ranidae
Source: the annotation of a GenBank genome assembly
AUGUGCACUUCAGAAGACAUAGCAGACAGUCUUCACGGAGAGAGCCUUCUCUGUAGUCUAAAUGAGCAGCGUAUGCAAGGUUUCUUGUGUGACGUAACCAUUGUGGUUGAAGAUACAAAAUUCAAAGCACACAGAAAUAUACUGGCAGCCUCCAGCCUGUACUUUAGAAACCAUUUUCGGAGCCAGAGCAUAUUAAUCCAGGGACAUGUCUUGGAGCUCAAUGAUUUGAAAGCAGACACAUUUACUGAAAUAUUGAACUUUAUUUACAGCUCAAAGAUUGCUGUGAAGAAAAAGGAGACCCUGACUGACCUUGUAGAUGCUGGUAAAAAGCUAGGCAUAACCUUUUUAGAAAACAUCAAAGCUUCCAAAAAGUCUUCUGCGGUUGCUUGCUCAACUGAACCUGAGGGAAAAGCACCACCUGCAUUUUAUCGAGGAGAAAAUGGACUGAAAUCGGAGACUGUGGACAAAAAGGGAGAUGACCCAGCUAUUGCUAAUGGACCAAGAAUCACCAAUGCCUUUUCUAUUUUGGAAACUGAAGUCAAUGGCUUUUCUCCUCUUGAUCUAAGAGCAAAUUUUAAAAAGAGCACAGGCCCCACUGAAGAGGUGCACAGUGGUGGUAACUGCGAGAAUGGUGUGUGCAAUGAUGGAGAGCCAGUAAACACAUUGGCUGAGCACUCCUAUGCAGUGUCUUCUGGUGAUGCAUCAUAUAAAAGAGACUCUGUAUUUGACCAUGGCAAUAAAGGUAGCCUUACAAGAGAUCGGGAAUGCACAACUCCUGGUACAGUUACUACCAACCAGGAGGCCAAAUCAGCCAACAGCAUGCCGGUGUUAGAACCUCAGUGUAUUAACCCCAAGCAGUCAUUCAGACCUGUACCUCUAAUAGUGUAAGUUGCUCUUCAGAGCAAACUGCCAACCAAACUGAAUUCUACAGCCAAAGGGAAGAUGAAAGCACCUUACCACAACUUCCCCCUGGUAACUCACCUGCCACCCAGUCUUUCUGUGAUGCUGGCCUAUAUCCUCUUCCUAAAAAGCACCAUGUGACUCUUAACUGCAAAAACUGCAGCAAAGAAUUUGCACACUUUAAACGCCUACAGCGGCAUGAACAAAUCUGUUUUAAGGUUGUGCACAUGGACAGAGAUUUGAGGAUACCCACAACAAUCUUUCACAAGGUGCCUCAACAGAGAACUACUGCACUCCUACAGAAUCUACAACUAACCAGAAUGCUCUGACAAAUGGCUCCUCAUCUGCAACAGACCACUUUGUUAAAAUAGUAGAUGAUAAAAUAUUUUAUGUCUGCAUUGUAUGCAAAAGAAAUUAUUUAACUCUAUCCAGUCUUCGACGGCAUUCAAAUGUCCAUUCAUGGAGAAAAUCAUACCCUUGUCAUUAUUGCAACAAGGUAUUUGCCUUAGCUGAAUAUAGAACCAAACAUGAAAUCUGGCACACUGGGGACCGAAGAUAUCAGUGCAUAUUUUGCUUAGAAACAUUCAUGACUUACUAUAUCCUUAAAAAUCAUCAGAAAUCUUCCCAUGGCAUUGACCCAAGACUGGGGGGUGGGAAGUAAAGCAAACAGGGGCCUCAAGCCAAGCAUCUAUCCUUACAAACUAUAUAGACUUUUACCCAUGAAGUGUAAAAGACCUCCAUUGAAAAACCCUAGAACAGCUUCAGCAGCACACUUCCAAGUUCAAAAUUCCUUUACUACACCCACAGUUGUCCAGAAUGCUCUAAAAUCACAAUCAUUCUCUUUGAACAGCCAGGAGCCAUUUUCUACCACAUUAGAUGGUCCAUCACAAAAUGUGACAAAUUCAACAACAACCCAGGACACUUGGCCUUUUGAUAUAAUACAGUCUGACAAAAACACAAAUGUCUUGCCCGUUAGUAAAGGUAAUUCUCCUUCACAUGUUUCAGUCUCAACAUUGAAGCAGAGUGGCAGUACACCUGGUCCACAAUUUAAAGAAAAUAAGAAUAUUCCAUCUGUUAUUAAUGCUAGCAAUUCUGCACCCUCGGUGAUCAUGCACAGCAGCAGAGUUUCCUCUGUGAUAAUGCAUGGCAAUGCAAUAACUGGUACAGCAGCUGCAAAUGGGAUAGGGUGGAAUCCCAGCCGGACCAUUGUUUCACCAGAAAAAGAUACCAGCCACGAAAGUAACCCUGAGGCAACGGAGGCAGAUACUGAGAUGGAAUCCCCAAUAGGGUACAAAAAAUGGCAAUGCUCACCAAGAUGAGCGGGAAUUAUCUCUUCCUGCACCUUCAUCUAAAAAUAACAAAAGUGUUAUUCGUGAAGGGAAUAAAACCGAAACAUACAUAGCCAAACCAGCCCUACCUGGAACUCUUGUCAAUAGUGGAAUUGCUCCUCUUUGCCAAAUCACAGUAAAAAUUGGAAGUGAAGCUUUGGUGAAAAGGCAAAUCUCCGGGUCAUCUCUGUUCUUCAGGAAAAGUGGAAGACCAAAGCAUCCGGAGCCUGAGAAAGCAUGGCUGGAUUCAGAUGAUGACAAAAAAGAAAGAUGCUCCAUUCGACUUCGAAGAUCAGAUAGUCUCCAAAUGGAGGAGAUGUGUGAUGAUGCUAGUGACCAAGAUGUGUCUGACAAACCAUGGAGACCUUACUACAACUAUAAGCCAAAAAAAAAUCAAAGCACUUUAAGAAAUUCAGGAAAUGUUGAAGAAAAGGAAAAAACAUAGUAGACCUAGACCUACUGAUGAGAAUGUAAGUGAAGUUGACACCAAAUGCUCGUCUGGAGAGGCCAUUGAUGAAAAUACAAAUGGGGCAGAAGACUCCCCAGAGACAUUCGAUUUUGAAUGUCCUCCCGAAAAAUCAAUUGAGCAGGAAAAGACAGUUGAAGAGGAGGAGGAAGUUGAGCAAGGAGUGGCUGCUACAGAGUGGCAAAUGGACACCAAGGCUUCCUUUUGUGAACUGUGUCAAAAAUCCUUUAGGAAUCCUUCAACACUGAAGGUUCACAUGCGUUGUCAUACUGGAGAGAAGCCUUAUUCAUGCAAGGUAUGUGGAAAGUGCUUCUCCUUUCCUGGAAACUUAAGCAAGCAUGAACAUAUCCAUCAGGUUGGGAAAAACUUCACGUGUCAAUUUUGCAAAAAGACAUUUUUAUUGCAUAAAACUUUGAAAAAACAUGAGAGGAUUCACACUGGAGAAAAAAUGUAUGACUGUAAGUUCUGCUCGCAGCAAUUCCUCUACCUUACUUCAAGGAACAAUCAUGAGCAAAAACAUUUAGAAGAGCAGAGUGAAAAAGGGUUUGUUUGUGUCCAGUGUUCCAAAGUUUGCAAGACUGCUGCCGCCCUUGUGAUGCACCAAAAGAAACACUAUUUUAGGGGACUAAAGCAUAGGGACGGAAAAGACUUACAACCAUCUGCUGCAGAAAUAUGCACCUGGGGUGGUGCUGCAAGUAGCAUUUGUAAUGAUCCUAAAAUGACUGGGGAAAGGAGAUCUGUAAGCAUGCCUGAAAGUUUCCCUCCUUCCUUUGAUGACUGUGAAGCCCCACUGUUGUCUUACAGCAGUGGUGUUACAGAGGUCAUACCCCAGAAUGUUUGCACUCCAAGCCCUGUAGAGAAUGUAAGUACCAUUGGGGAAACUGACUCCAGUCAUUUCAUGACUCCACCUCCACUACCACCUGUUGCAUUACACAGCAGUGUCCUAAUGGAGGUCCCCAAGGGCUGGAAGCAUUGGAAAGCAAGGCACUAUAACCUGGAGGAAAAUUUGAACUCUGAUCAUUCUUCCUUAAAAGAGAGCACUAAGACUUUCACAGAAUUAAAGACAAUGACAAGUUUUGAUAACCCAUUUGUCCCAUAG